Molecule: messenger RNA, 2296 nt
Organism: Oncorhynchus mykiss (rainbow trout)
Lineage: Eukaryota; Metazoa; Chordata; Actinopteri; Salmoniformes; Salmonidae
Product: bone morphogenetic protein 10-like
Biological process (GO): BMP signaling pathway
Cellular component (GO): extracellular region
Molecular function (GO): growth factor activity; cytokine activity
Source: RefSeq, a predicted model, not a curated record
CAAAGCUGUUUUCCCUCGACCCCCACACCACCCUGUCAGCCCCGAGACAAACUGCCGUUGGAUAAGGUAGAACUGUUCCGCAGGUAUCCUCUGCUGAGGAUCCUAUUCUAUUUCCAUACUUGAUACUCAUCCUUUGGACCUGAACCCGCCUUUGACUCAGGCAGUCAUGGUUACUCCAGUGUUCUCCAUACUGGGCUACAUCUACUCUCUGAGCCUCCUUCCUCUGCUGCUGCCUGGUUCCAGCCAGGGCAGUCCCAUCAUGUCACCUGAGGAGUUUCGAAGGGGCCCUGGGGCUAGAGGUCUGGUGGAUACCUCCAUGUUGGAGCAGAAUGAAGACCUGGACAUGCAGGACUUUCAGGGUCAGUUUCUGUCCACAUUGAACCUCACAGAGCUGGGCCCCUGGCCAAGGCCCCGUGAGGCCCGUAAAGAGCCACCAGAAUACAUGCUGGAACUGUACAACCGCUUUGCCAACGAUCGCACGGCCAUGCCCUCUGCCAACAUAGUGCGUAGUUUCAAGAAUGAAGAUUCCUCCUUCUACAGUGUGACGGUCAGGGGCGUGAGGACACACCCCCUGCUGUUCAACAUCUCCAUCCCCCACCACGAGCACAUCCUCACCGCUGAGCUCCGCCUCUACACCCUGGUCCAGAGGGAUCGCAGAUGCUACGCCGGCCUUGAUCGCAAGGUGACCAUCUACAAGAUCCACGAGGGGGGGCACUGGAGGAAAGAAGAGGGGAGGGACGAAAGAAGGUAUGAGCAGGAGACAGACAAAAUGGAGGAAAUGGAGGUGCUGGCAACCCGGCAAAUAUAUGGUAAAGACGAUGCCUGGAUUACCUUUGACCUGACUCAUCAGGUCAACCUUUGGUGUAAGGCAGAGAGCUCCGCCCACCGACUGGAGGUCCACAUUGCAAGUCUGGGUUCUGAUGGUGGGAAGACCCCCCAGGUCAGAGAAGAGGAUGGAAGGAAAGAGUUGGUCGAUGUGGAUGUUGACAUGGGCUCAGAUGGUAAACACAUGCCAGUGGUGAUUGUGUUCUCAGAUGAUCAGAACAGAGACCAUCGUGAGGAGGACAAGCGGGAGCUCAACCAGUUUACAGAACAUGAGAAUGACCUGCCGGCUGACCUGGAGCCAAGUCCACAGGUGAAUUGGGUAGACCAGGCUGGGAGCGAUGCUAGGAACACUGAUGGAGAGGAGCUGUAUGAGGAGACUCUCAUGCAACUGCACUCCAACCUCAUUUAUGACACGCUUCCCCGAAUCCGCCGCAACACCAAGGGUGACCCCUGUAAGAAGAACCCUCUCUAUGUGGAGUUUAAGGACAUUGGCUGGGAUACUUGGGUCAUACAGCCCCUGGGCUAUGAAGCCUAUGAGUGCAAUGGUGUAUGCAGCUACCCCAUGACCUCUGAGGUCUCGCCUACCAAGCACGCCAUUGUCCAGAGUCGGCUGAGCAGUAAGAUUCCACAGAAGGCGUCACCAGCCUGCUGUGUUCCCACCAAGCUAGAGCCCAUCUCACUCCUUUAUGUCGAGGACGGAGGAGUGGUCACCUACAUGCACAAGUACGAGGGCAUGGUGGUGUCAGAAUGCGGCUGUAGAUAAUCAUAGAACUGACUGUAGGUUCAGGAGAGAGGUAUAGAGACUGUGGAUUAACGUAGACUGAGUGGUCAUCAAUUUCACUAUCAAGAAGAAAAUCAGAUCAAAAGUGCCUAUUUGAAAAUAAUACAUUUCUGCAAUCAUUAAGGAUACUUGCUUUGUGAGCUAUUAGCAGACAUAUAGUGUAAACAGAAUGCAUACAGUAAACCAUAUUAAGGACAUGAAUCAUUUCUAUAUCUAUAUUUUGCAGCAUCAACUACAUUGUAUGACAAAGAUAAACAGUGGAGGCGUAAAUAGGAAGAUGACAGAGCAAGAGGGUCCUGCCUGUAUGUGCAUUCAAUUAUGUACAUUUGCCAUUUGUAAAAGUACAUUUCUUAUUAUAUUGAGAUUAUAUAAAUGCUAUUUUACAAUGCCAGCAAUAUAAUUAUUUUUUUUUAAGAAAAAAAAAGUGAAAUGUGAAUAUCAUGCUGUUCUUUGUAGUUUGUGAUCAUACAUUUGACUUUCAUUUUGGCGAUAUUGGUAUGUACCGUCAGAUAUACACAAAACCUUGUUGGUUUAAGUAGCUCUUGGUUUAAAUGGUUGGUCCUGUAUGGCUUAGUUGGUAGAGUAUGGCGCUUACCAGGUCAGUAUUGUGGGUUUGAUUCCUGUGUCCACCCAUAUGUAAAAUGUAUGCACGCAUGACUCUUAAGUCGUGUCUGCUAAAUGGCAUAUAUU